Molecule: messenger RNA, 273 nt
Organism: Necator americanus (New World hookworm)
Lineage: Eukaryota; Metazoa; Nematoda; Chromadorea; Rhabditida; Ancylostomatidae
Exons: 3
Coding region: 1-273 (90 amino acids)
Source: RefSeq, a predicted model, not a curated record
AUGGGAACAGCAGAAGAACCUGACAAGACAUUGUUUUUGGUUGGCAUUGUGAGGAUCAAGAUUGACCGUAAACAAGAUCUAUGUCUCAAUCGAAUGGCUCACUCAAUAGGAUUCUAUCUCGUUUUAUUCUUGGUUGUACUUCAAAUUGCGCUUGUUGUGGUGAGUUCGUUCAAUUUACCUCCUACUGGCAUGUGUCGCGGACAGAAUGGCGACAACUGCAUGCGAUGUGAUUGUAUGAGGCCAUACAAGUGCGUGAAAGGACAAUGUAGAUGA